CCACAAGGACAAGGGCCACAACAAAUCUCGGAGUGCUCAAUCCUCUCCCACGUGUGCCCUUGCAUGUCUCCACCUCCCACACGUGUCAGCCUAUCCCCACACCACCACCCUUCUGCUUCUUCUAUAACCCAUCUUCCGUCUUUUCUAUCUUCAAUCUCUCCCUCUGUCGCUCAACGAUGGCUGACCGCCACUCCGGUUCAGGCCAAACCCAACGUCCACCUCGACCCACACCCGGUUCAGCAUUCCUACGUAGACUCCACGACCACGCCCCCAACUCCACUCAAUUCAUCGGCUUCUUGGCCCUCAUCGUCUCCGGCUGCAUCUUGCUCUUCCUCACCGGCCUCACCAUCACCGCCACUGUCAUUGGCCUCAUCUUCUUCACCCCCUUGAUCCUCCUUUCCAGCCCCAUAUGGGUUCCGGCCGGGACAGUUCUCUUCUUAGCUGCGGCUGGGUUCUUAUCCAUGUGCGGGUUCGGUCUGGCGGUUCUGGCCGGUCUGUCUUGGAUAUACAAGUACUUCAGGGGUUGGAACCCGCCCGGUUCUGGCAGGUUUGACUACGCCAGGAGCCGGAUCGCGGACACGGCCAGCCACGUAAAGGACUACGCUAGGGAGUAUGGUGGGUAUUUGCAGAGUAAGGUGAAGGACGCGGCUCCUGGAGCCUGAGGGAUCUUGAACCGAAAGGUUUUGAACCGGAUCUAAUACGCCGAACCGGGUUUUCUCUUUUCUAUUUUUAGUAGUAUUUUGUUGCUUGUAGUGCCGUUUCUAUUUCCCUUUCUUUUUUCCCCUAUUUUUUUGAACUUUUGCACGAAAGUUGGCUGAGUGUUGAUUCGAUCGGUUCACUGGUGUAUUUUUGAAAGCAUGAAGGAUGAUUGAUCAAGAUCUCUUGUUUCAA
Molecule: messenger RNA, 891 nt
Organism: Vitis vinifera (wine grape)
Lineage: Eukaryota; Viridiplantae; Streptophyta; Magnoliopsida; Vitales; Vitaceae
Product: oleosin G
Exons: 1
Coding region: 177-662 (161 amino acids)
Biological process (GO): lipid storage
Cellular component (GO): membrane; monolayer-surrounded lipid storage body
Source: RefSeq, a predicted model, not a curated record